Messenger RNA from Manihot esculenta (cassava), 1664 nucleotides. Its product is annotated as stemmadenine O-acetyltransferase. NCBI's taxonomy places the organism in Eukaryota, Viridiplantae, Streptophyta, Magnoliopsida, Malpighiales, Euphorbiaceae. The record is from RefSeq and is a predicted model, not a curated record. The transcript is spliced from 2 exons. The coding region runs from base 262 to 1599 and encodes 445 amino acids.
UUUGUUCCUUGCGGCAAAAUCCAUAAAGGAUCUGAAAAAGGACAAAUAACACUAAUUAAUGUGUAAACCUAUAAAAUUUAUUGCAAUAGCUCUUGAAAACCAAACGGCUUCGAAGUCCACCCUGAAUCUACUCUCUCCUCAUAUUUUAAUAUAGUAAACCCCUUUACAAGCUCAUCGUUUCCUGCUUCUGUCUUCUGGUAGGUUCAAUUGUUAACAGUGCAAAGCUUUGUGAUUCAUGACAUUUGAACCGACGCUGCAACAAUGGAGGUUGAGAAUUUCUCAAAAGAAUGGGUUAGACCUUCUUCACCUACGCCUUCUUUCCUCAGAACCUAUAAGAUCUCUCUUUUGGAUCAAUUUAUUCCAUCAAUAUGCAUUCCCCUCAUCCUUUACUACCCUUGUCCCACCCAAGACACAGACAUCGCCCUUAAGAGAUCAUUAUUGUUGAAACAAUCCUUAUCAGAAACCUUAGCAUAUUUUUACCCAUUUGCUGGGAAGGUUAAGGAUAAUUUCUCCAUUGAUUGUGAUGAUGAAGGAGUUUACUAUGUAGAAGCCAGAGCUAACAUUUCUCUAUUUGAAUAUCUCAAGCAACCUGAUCUCCCAUCAAUGAAUAAAUUGAUACCAGUAGAGGCCAGUCUGCAAGAAUCAACUCCUGGAUCUCACGUUGCUAUGAUACAAGAAACCACCUUUGCAUGUGGUGGCUUCACCAUUGGUGUUCUUGUAUCGCACAUCGUCUCUGAUGGAACCACUUUGUCUUCGUUUCUUAAAGCGUGGGCUGCCAUUGCAUGCAAGUCUAGUAAUGAAAUUGUUUGCCCCAAUUUUGAUGGACCAUCUAUUUUUCUGCAACAUGAUGCAUUCCCGAAAGAAGUAAGCAUGAUAGCUUUCACUGGCCCUUUUUUCAGAAAAAUGAAGGGUUCCACAAGGAGGAUUUUGUUUGAUGGAUCAAGCAUUGCGAGCCUUCAAAUGAAAGCAACCAGCUUGAAUGUCAAAAAUCCUACCCGAGUUGAGGUGGUGACUGCAUUUCUCAGCAAAUGCCUCAUGGGUAUUUUUAAUAAGCCACUUGCAAUUACCCACGCUGUGAAUUUGCGACGAAGAGCUGUGCCACCGUUCCCAGAAUUUUCAAUUGGGAACUUCCUUUGGUUGGCUGCUGCACUUUUCACACUCAAGGAAAUAGAAACAGAAAUAGAAUUGUCUAGCAUAGUGCAACAGAUGAGGGAAGCAAUAGGGAAAAUCAAUGAUGAUACAGUGAAGAAAUUACAAGGUGAUGGAGGAUUCCAUGAGCUUUGUGGGAUGGUAAAAGAGGCAAGCGGUGAGCUUGCAAGGGCAGGUUUCAUUAGCGGAGCUGAGUAUGUUUCGUUUACUAGUUGGUGUAAUUUUGGUCUGUACGAGGUGGAUUUUGGAUGGGGUAAGCCUGUGUGGACUACCUCUGUUGGUUCAAAUAAUUCAGAAAUUAUGUUCGUAAAUUCAGUGGUUCUCAUGGAUGCAAGAAAGGAUAAAGGGAUAGAAGCAUGGAUGUUCUUGGAUGAAGCUGAUAUACUCAGAUUGGAGAAGGAUGAAGAGCUUCUUCAGUAUGCUUUUAUUGACCCAUGUCCUUUAUCCUAAAACAUACCAGAGGAACCAGAGAGAACAGCAGUGAGUACUGCUCCAGAGGUAAACCUGCAGAGUCA